GUGUACUGUGUGCAUGAGUAAAACUUUUACUGAAGUUAUAUUCAUUUUGUACACGUUUAGUUUUAUUUAUUUAUUUGUAUUAUUUAAUUUGAGUUUUUUCUCCUGAUUUGGAGCCGCUAUGGGUUCCAAAUUGGGAGGUUUUGGGUCGCUGACCCGCAGGCACGGAUUUAAAUGUAUUCCAGACAGUUCAGUAACAGUGGAGGAGUGUUUGUUAGCUGUCGGGGAAAAAAUAGGGUAUGGAAAUAUAAACUCUGCUGCAAGAAUGAAUAAAGCCAUCUUGUUUUUCUUAGUAGUGAACUGUUAGUGAACAGGAUUGUUGAAGAAGGUUUGUCAGCGUUUUACCUUUAGCUUCCCCUGUCACUAAAGUUAUCCUUUCAAACGUCCCGCCUUUCAUUAAAGAUGAGUUGAUUAUUAAUGAGCUGCUAAGAUACGGAAAAAUAAUGUCCCCAAUUAAACCUAUUUUACUCGGGUGUAAAAACCCAGAUGUUAAGCAUGUCAUGUCUUUUAGGAGACAAGUUUUUGUAUUAUUGAAUGACCCCAACUCGUCUAUUGAAGUUGUGUGGACUUUCAAUAUUGACGGUAGUAAUUAUGUUAUAUUUGCCAGCACAGAAUCAAUGAAAUGUUUUCAUUGUGGAGGACAAGGACACCUUAGAAGGGCUUGCCCUCAUAAAAUAAUGAUACUGAGAAUAAUAAGGCAAGAGAGCCAGCAAGUGGGGAGGACGGAGUCUCUGAGACAGCACCAGGGGCUGAGCAGCAAACGCAGCCGCCAGCGCAGACAGUGAGACCCGAGCCGGCACCUCGACUGAAGCAGGGGAUCGGUGCGGAGGUUAAUGAAAACAAUAAAGAAACAGUGAAUACCCCUGAUGACUCAGGUUUACAACUGGUUGAAAAAAAGAGGAAAAGACGUGUGGCCAUCCCAGGAAAGGUAGCCGAAGAAGGGCAGUCUGUCUGGGAUUCUGAGACGCUCUCUCAGGGCAGCGGUGCUGCUGCAGCUCAGAGCUCCGGGACAGGAGAUCAAGGUAAAGCUGGAUUUCAGCUUAGACCUGCGAUAACCCCGCGUUCAGGGAAGAAGGGUAACAGCGGUGCUGCAGUUCAGUCCAGCGCUGAGACAUCCUCCAGAUCAGAGGACCUGUUGCCGGAUACAGUAGCUGUGGAUGACGCUGAAGAAUCUGAAGAGGAGUCGGUGAUUUCAGAGAUGGAUGAUGGAGGAGAGCUCUCUGACUCCUUGGUGCUGCUCGAUGAGGCUCUGCCCAAGCUGUCUGGACAAGAUCGAACUACUUCGUGCAAACGAGCCUCGGCAAGGUUUCACUGGCGCUGUUGUGAAGGCAAAGGUGAAAUCUGUCAUUGGGGAUGAAGAAUUGCCUCCUCCCUGCCUCAAUAAGUCCACUCUCCCAACGGCAGAGGAAUUAAAAAAACUGACAAGGAAGAUUUUCAGGGGAUAUUCAUUUCCAUCCCUGAAUGACCGCAGCAUGCAGGAACUGGGUUACAAAUGGUGCACCUUCAGAAGUUCUAAUAGCAAACUACAAGCUAAGGAGAAUUCUCUCGCAUCCCCAGUCAGAAACAGAGGAGGAUAUGAUACAGAGACUAAAGUUUUUGAAACCGCACUCUCAAAACAGACAGUCUUUAGGACUGAACCUGUUGAUCUUCAACAAGAAAGCCAGAAAAUCCUAUAUGGAUUGCAGUGCGAUGAAUACAAGAAGCUAACCCAGAGGUUCCAUCAUGGCUUAUCAAUAAAGAAUCUGCAAACACAUCAGGAGCCCAAAAAGCUUUGCCAGCCUGGUGGCUCUGAAACAUCUUGCAUGCUGCGUUCCACGAAUAACCAAUUUCUCCUACCAUCACUCUACACCAGCACGGUGCCAUCAUUUCUCCCUCGGACACUGCUCCCCAUGGAAAAAGCCCUGGCAAGGAGACAGGGAAAUAAAAAGCCUACAUCUGUAUCAACUGUGACUGCAAGCCUCAUCUCAAGGUCAUUGGAGCUAAAACAAAGAUCAACUGAACAUUACAGCAAUAGACAGUCAUCUGAAGACACUCCAACCAAUGAUAAUCCAACAAAAAAGCCAAUUACUUCUAGAAGAUAUAAAGAUAUUCCUAAAAGCAAAGCUGAAUGUAUCGGUCAAGAGUAUACAACUUUCUUAUCAGGAUUGCCAGCUGCCAAGGAGUCUGAAGAACCCAUUCAGCAGAAACAGAAAGAAGAACAAAACCAACAAUGCGAUGCCCUUAAUCAGGUUCAUAAUCCCAGUGUUUCUUCUGAAGAAGUAGUAUCUCUAGUACACACAGGAGACAAAACCGAAGAAGCAGAACAAAAUGUGCAAUUAGAUAGCACGGCCUGGCAAGGUAAAUUGAGGCAACCAUUGACCUGAAAACAGAGAAAGAAGGUGUUCAGUUAGACAGUGGGGACCAGAACUGAAAACAUUUUCGAAGAUUGUUGUUUCAGAAAAACAUAUACAGGGUGUCCUAUAAGUCAGACAUGAUAGGCAAUAUUGUUAAAAUUGUUUGUCUGUCUUUUUUCUUUCAGAUAUAAAUUGUCUUUCAUCAAAGAAUAAUUAAUUAAUGUAAUUGAUGUGUGGUGCAGAUUAUCAAUGGGGUGUGGCUGCCAGAUUUAACAGAGAACAUGCUAAUUGGUAUAAUAUGUGAUGUUGCCUGUGAUGUCUGACUUAUGGGACAUGCUGUAUACUUAUUUUAUCCCUAGGGCCAGAGAUGCACAAGCAAUUUUUAUUGUCAAUUCUAGCUGACAACAAAAAAUUGACAACUGAAUUGCUAUUGAUAAAUGUGCCACAUGCAUCACUUGAAAAUUGACAAUUAUUUUAAGCCAUUUUAAAAUGACGGCAGUUUGCAGUAAACAUGUUUCAGUGGCUGUUCUAGUAAUUAUAAUAAUUUUGAAAAGACGUUGAUGUAGAAAAACUUGUGUGUUGACCAGAGAGUGGCUUUCCACGCAAAAUAAUGAGUUUGGAGGUUCUUCAGUUUGUCUUUUACCUCCCCUGGUGAUUUCCCAAAAAUAUUUGUUAAUUCCUUAUACUCAUCUUCUGUUUUAUUGCAGUCUUUAUAUUACGCACAUCUAACAUCCCAUAAACACUUUCUAUCAUUAAAAAACAAUCCAUUGUAGUUUCCUCAUGCAUCCACUUCACUGUAGACAUACUUCCUAUUCAGCAAAAUGGAAUCAGGUAAUUAGAAAAUGCAAUAUCAGUCAAGUAGAAAAAUUGUCAACUGAAUUGCUAAAAAUAGAGCAAAAAAUUUGCUGACAACUGGAGUUGUUAAUUAGUGACACAGUCAAUUUGUAUUGUCAGUUUGAGUUGCCAAGAAACAAAUUACUUACAAAUUGCUUGUGUACAGUAUCUCUUGCAUUAGAUUGCCUCUAAAAGAGGAUUCCACCUGGGAAAUAAAAGCACAAAAAGCAAUAGAGUUGUGGACAUGAGUUUUUUUUUUUAAAUGUCCAUCCUUUCAGCAGUAGCCAUACUGAAGGGAUGCAUGUUGUUUGCAGUACUUCCCUCAACUAAGCCAUUGUUUUAAUCAGUACAUCAUUGUCAUAUGCUGUUUUAACAAACAUUGAGAUACGGAUGUAAAUGACUUUAGAGAUACCUCUGAAGAAACCACAGGUCCACAUCCAACUGAGGAUCAUCUUUCUUCUCAGUGGAGCAAUAACUGAGAAAAUUCCAUUUCACUGAACGUUCUUAACCAUAAACACUACUUCCAAAUCAUCCCCCAAAAUUGUGUGAAAGAUCAGAGUAUUAAGAACAAUCUUUGUGACCUUCUGGUUACCUAUUGUUUUAUUCAUGUAUUUAUAUAACAUAUAAAGCUGCUUUGACCUUCUCGUGAGCCCUUGGACAUAAUAUCACUGAAUUUAACUUGACAUUUAAACUUCUUACAUUUAUAUUGAGUAAAUAUUAGAUUAUAAUAUGUUUCUCCUGUGUUUUUAAAUUGCAUUAAAAUGUUAAUAUAUAUCGAAUUUCUCAUUUCUCAUUUUUAACUAAUGACUUCAUACUGAUGAUCGUUACAUUGGGGUAUAUUGGGCGUCAUGGUAGUCACUCCAGCCAAGUUAGAAUAAAGGAUGGAGGAAAACAUCCAUUACCUUUAUAGGACUGAACUUAAUGGGGAAUUCAGGGUAUUGCCACAGUUAUCCCAGUUAUUUCAGGACCAUUCAUAUACUUUUUCUGGACAGCUGUAAACACUCUAUAAAGCAUUGUACUAUCUGUGAAUUUAUUAGAAGAGAAAAGAAGUCAAAACCUUGAAAAAAAUCUUCUUGUUCUUCAUGUUCUCCUUGUUGAAGAAGCUAAAUGGAAUAUUGUAGAAAAUGAUAUGAACAAGGGAAUGUAAUUUUAAUUGUGAAGCACUUGUAUUAUUUUAUUCAUGUUUUCCUCUUAUUUUAUGAUUGAAUUGACAUAUGUAAUAACCCCUCAUGGCCAUUAUGGCUGUAGUGCAACAGAAUCACACUUUUUUACUUAAGCCAAGUUUGGAUACGCAAACUAAAACAGAACUCUGGGAAAACAGCAUAGCCGAGUCAUAAUCAAUCAAUUCUCUGACAAUCUGAAUGCACAGGUUCGAAUCCCAGGGGUGUUUUUUUUCAUUUAAUUAUAUCACCCUGUAACAGGGCGAGCAGCCCUGUACAUUGAUUUGUUUAUUUUUAGAACGAGGGUUCCCCCUCCGCUCCUGUGUUAUUUUGUGUUUGUUUAUUUUGAUUGUUGUAUGCAUGACGGCGAGCGCCGUAUGUUUGUUAUUGUUUUGUUUAGUUUUAAAACAUGUCCUGGCAGAGGCGAGAUCGGUGCUCGUCCUCUGCCAGGUGUAAUGAAAAAACUCGUGCAGAAGGUGGCCAUCUCCCGAAUUAAUUAAGUGAUUAAUUUUGUUGCUAAUCGGGAGAUGGUCACCUGAAUAUAAAAAGCCUGCAGCUCUCCAGCUCGGGGUGGGUGUCAGAAGGAGAGUGUGCGAGAGGAGUGACGGAGAAACGAGAGAGAAAGUAAACAUAGGAACAGUGAAGGCAAUCUGCCCAGCCUGACCUGUGUUGCAGUUAUUAUUUUGUGUGCGAGAUUUGUGUUUGUUUACUCUUUUAUUUUGCUCGGUGAGCGAGUGUUUAUUUUUGUUUAAAUAUUUAUUUUUGGUUGCUUUAAAUAAAACGGCGCCCGCGCCACUACACAAUACCUUUUUGUUUUUGUUGUUGUGGUCCCUUCCUCUGCCGUGACGUCAGACCCUCAGCCAUUCCUGUCACACGUGGUGUCAGAAGUGGGAUCGCAGCGCCUCCAGGACGCAGGCAGA
Molecule: messenger RNA, 5244 nt
Organism: Acipenser ruthenus (sterlet)
Lineage: Eukaryota; Metazoa; Chordata; Actinopteri; Acipenseriformes; Acipenseridae
Exons: 9
Coding region: 1200-2360 (386 amino acids)
Source: RefSeq, a predicted model, not a curated record